GUCUCACCUCCAUAUGACACGGCCCUGCUCAAAAAGACCCUGUAGCCAAUGAGUAGCUUGAACAACAAGGUAAGUCUCCGCCCACCCUUCAAUCAAUGACUCGUGAAAUGCUCCCCUUGAUAGCACUUGACCUCAACUUGCCUCUACCACGGACCAGGCAAGCUGAUCUAUCGAAAUCAACCCAAGUGGCAGAUGCUCAAGAGAGCUAUGAGUAAAGAUCGCCUUGUCGAGAUGGAAUAUAUAACAUGCAAGGACGCUGGACAACAAUAAGUCAUUCUCCUCAUCAUCUCCUCCACUCUUUCACCAACUCAUCUCAUUCUUCUUCAUCAAGACUUCCACUCUUUACAGGUCUGUUUUUCCGAAACGCUCAACAUCCAUACACUCCGAAUCUUUCCUCUCUCUUAAACAACAACAAUCUCAUAUCCACAAUCAUGCGCUUCACUCAAGCUUUCGCUAUUGCCGGUCUUUCGGCCUCGCUGGCUUCUGCCAUGCCCAUCGGCACUUCUGGAAGCGUUCUCGGAAACGUUGCUUCUGGAGUUCACCCCAUUGUCACCUCCGCAGGUGUCACCGUUGAUGGUGUUGGCACUGUUGUAGGCGGCGUUGGCGGUGUCGUUGGAGGUGUCGGAUCUAGUCUUGGAGGCGUUGGUGCUACUGCCAAUGGACUCGGCGAGCAUGUCGAGAACUCCAAGCGUGAUGGCGUUCUGGGAGGUGUCCACCCUGUCGUUACCUCCGCCGGAACCACAGUCAACGGUGUCGGCACUGUCGUCGACGGCGUUGGCGGCAUUGUCGGAGGUGUAGGCACUACUCUCGGCGGUGUCGGUACUACCGUCAACAACGUCGGCCAGCAUGCCGCUGGUGAGAAUGUCCUCAAGCGCGACGGCGUUUUCGGAGGCGUCCACCCCAUCGUCACUUCUGCCGGUACGACCGUCAACGGUGUCGGAACCGUCGUUGACGGUGUCGGUGGUAUUGUUGGUGGCGUUGGCAGCACUCUCGGUGGCGCCGGCUCUGUCGUCAACGGCCUCGGUGAGCACGUCGAGAACUCCAAGCGCUCUCCCCUUCUCGAUGCUGUCGUCGGUAACCCCAUUGUUGGCGGCGUUACCCAUACUGUCGGCUCUGUUGUCGGUGAGGUCGCUCAGGGUGGCAUUCCCGCGGCUGUGAGCAACCUUGUAGGCGGUGUUGUCAAGCGCUCCCCUAUCCUCGACAGCGAGCUUGGCUCCGGCCUUGCUGGUAUCAGCGGUACUGUCGAUGGCAUUACCUCCGGCGGUCUUCUCGGUGGUGUGAGCAAGACUGUCGAUGGCCUUGUUGCUCCCAUCACUGGCAGCAUCGUCUAAAUCAACACGCCAGAAUCAUGAACAUUUACAAUUUACUUCUUCGUUCCCGGACAGAGAACAGCUACGAUCAUGAAAUGAAUUGCGUAUUCAGAGCAAUUUGUGGUGGUGGGGAUAUUUUCUUAUGUGCCAGAUGUUACUAUACCAGACCUAGUAUCUUUAUCUUAAUUUCGCAAUUAUUACUUACAAAUCUCAC
This is a messenger RNA of Aureobasidium subglaciale EXF-2481, 1524 nucleotides long. RefSeq lists its product as uncharacterized. NCBI's taxonomy places the organism in Eukaryota, Fungi, Ascomycota, Dothideomycetes, Dothideales, Saccotheciaceae. The record is from RefSeq and is a predicted model, not a curated record. The transcript has a single exon. The coding region runs from base 432 to 1331 and encodes 299 amino acids.